AUUGAAAGAUGUCUCAGUGAAAGUGAAAACAAACGUUAUUCCAGCCACACAUCCCUGGCAAAUGUGUCUAAUGAUGAAAAUGAGGAGAAAGAGAAUAACAGAGCAUCCAAACCACACUCUACCCCAGCAACUCUGCAAUGGCUGGAGGAGAAUUACGAGAUUGCAGAAGGUGUCUGCAUUCCUCGAAGUGCCCUCUACAUGCACUAUUUGGAUUUCUGUGAGAAAAAUGAUACCCAGCCAGUUAAUGCUGCUAGUUUUGGAAAGAUAAUAAGACAACAGUUUCCACAGUUAACAACACGAAGAUUAGGAACCAGAGGCCAAUCAAAGUACCAUUACUAUGGCAUUGCAGUGAAAGAAAGCUCCCAGUAUUAUGACGUGAUGUAUUCUAAGAAAGGAGCAGCCUGGGUCAAUGAAACAGGAAAAAAAGAAGUAAUCAAACAGACAGUGGCAUAUUCACCACGAUCCAAACUUGGGACGUUGCUGCCAGAAUUUCCAAAUGUCAAAGAUCUAAAUCUGCCAGCCAGCUUGCCAGAAGAGAAGGUAUCUACUUUUAUAAUGAUGUACAGAACACACUGUCAAAGGAUACUUGAUACUGUAAUAAGAGCCAACUUUGAUGAGGUUCAAAGUUUUCUUCUGCACUUUUGGCAAGGGAUGCCACCUCACAUGCUUCCUGUCCUGGGUUCUUCCACUGUAGUAAAUAUAGUUGGAGUUUGUGACUCAAUAUUGUAUAAAGCUAUUUCUGGAGUUUUGAUGCCAACAGUCUUGCAAGCAUUACCUGAUAGCUUAACACAGGUGAUCCGCAAAUUUGCCAAGCAACUGGAUGAAUGGCUAAAGAUAGCUCUUCAUGACUUGCCUGAAAAUCUACGAAAUAUCAAGUUUGAAUUAUCCAGAAGAUUUUCUCAGAUUCUUCGGAGGCAGACAUCAUUAAACCAUCUAUGUCAGGCAUCAAGAACUGUGAUCCACAGUGCAGAUAUUACAUUCCAAAUGCUGGAAGACUGGAGGAAUGUGGAUCUUAAUAGUAUCACUAAACAAACACUGUACACCAUGGAAGAUUCGCAAGAGGAGCACAGGAAACUUAUAAUGCAAUUAUAUCAGGAAUUUGAUCACCUUUUGGAAGAGCAGUCACCCAUUGAAUCAUACAUCGAAUGGCUGGAUUCCAUGGUGGAUAGAUGUGUUGUGAAGGUAGCUGCAAAAAGACCAGGUUACCUGAAGAAAGUGGCCCCGCAGUUCCUCUUGAUGUGGUCCUGUUUUGGCACAAGAGUAAUUCGGGAUAUGACUUUGCAUAGUGCCCCUAGCUUUGGAUCUUUUCACCUUAUUCACCUGAUGUUUGAUGACUAUGUGUUGUACUUGCUAGAAUCACUCCACUGCCAGGAGAGAGCCAAUGAGCUGAUGAGGGCGAUGAAAGGUGGCAGUGGAAUAGUUGAAGUACGAGAAGAUACCAUAGUGGCAGAUCCUGUCCCAUCGAGUCCCUCCCCUGUUGCUUUCUCUCCAGCGAAAUCUGCCACCUCAGUGGAUGUUCCAUCCGUUCCCUCUCCUAUAACCAGUCAAUCCCCAGAGUAUGCUGGCUUAGCAACCACCACAGGGGCCAUGCAGUCCUAUACAUGGUCUCUCACAUAUACUGUAACUACAGCUGCUGGAUCACCUGCUGAAAACUCUCAACCGCUGCCUUGCAUGAGAAGUCCUCACGUUCCUCAUUCAUCUGUGACACACAGGAUACCUGUUUAUCACCCCAGAGAAGAGCAUGGGUACACAGGAAGUUACAACUAUGGUACUUAUGGAAACCAGCACUCCCACCCGAUGCAGAGCCAGUAUCCAUCUUUACCACACGACAGCACUAUUUCUGCACCUCUCCAUUACUCAGCUUAUCACAGAAACUCUUCACAGUACCCUUUCAAUAGCCCGUCUUCACGGAUGGAGCCCUGUUUGAUGAGCAGCACCUCAAGAUUGCAUCCAUCUCCAGUUACACCUCGCUGGCCAGAGGUGCCCUCGGCAAACCCUUGUUAUACAAGUCCACCAAUGCAUUCCACAAGAUAUGGAAAUUCCAGUGACAUGUACACCCCAUUAACCACACGGAGAAAUUCUGAAUAUGAGCACAUGCAACACUUUCCUGGCUUUGCCUACAUCAAUGGGGAAGCAACCACAGGAUGGGCAAAAUAA
Messenger RNA from Notechis scutatus (mainland tiger snake), 2157 nucleotides. It is a transcript of the gene RFX4, whose product is annotated as regulatory factor X4. The record is from RefSeq and is a predicted model, not a curated record. NCBI's taxonomy places the organism in Eukaryota, Metazoa, Chordata, Lepidosauria, Squamata, Elapidae. Gene Ontology annotation, biological process: regulation of transcription by RNA polymerase II. Gene Ontology annotation, molecular function: DNA-binding transcription factor activity, RNA polymerase II-specific; RNA polymerase II cis-regulatory region sequence-specific DNA binding.